Molecule: messenger RNA, 1009 nt
Organism: Nicotiana tabacum (common tobacco)
Lineage: Eukaryota; Viridiplantae; Streptophyta; Magnoliopsida; Solanales; Solanaceae
Product: putative late blight resistance protein homolog R1A-3
Biological process (GO): defense response to other organism
Molecular function (GO): ADP binding
Source: RefSeq, a predicted model, not a curated record
GACCUCGUCUUUUUCAACUAAACCAACCAAUGGGAAUGCAACUGCACAUAAAGCAAAGACUUUGAGUCUUCCCCUUCAUUUCUAUGCCCUACAAUGCGUCUGAUUAUGUCUUGAGAGCAAUUAUAAUUCUUGAAUUGUGCCUUUAUUCAGCUGAGAAAAAGAAAGGAAGAUGGCGGAUGUAGUGUUGAAAUUUGUAGUAGAAAACCUGCUGGCGAUAAUAAAAGAAACUUGGAAACUGAUUGGCGGCGCAAAGGAAGAUUGUGCACAACUGCUGGAAGAAGUUGAUAGCUUAAAGGCAUUCCUAGAGGAUGCUGCACACUAUCGUCAAAGCAACAGCAAACAAUGGAAACAUUUCGUCAACAAAGUCCAAGUUAUUGUAUAUAAAGCUGAGGAUCUCAUUGAUAAGCUCCAUAUUCAAGCAAAACAGCACCAAGAGAAAUACAGAGUUUUGACGAACUAUGCCAAAACCGUCAAGGAAUGUGUAAUAAACAUCAAAGCUGUAUUAGACAAGGUGAAGAAAAUUCGGGAAGAAAAUCAACAUGCUUUUCAGGCAAAGCCAAUGCUCCAUUUUCAGCAGGAAAUUGUUGCCCAUGGGUCACAGAAGGAGACUUUGCUGGAAGAGACCGAAGUUGUUGGCUUCGAUGAGGAAACGGAAACAGUGAUCAAACGACUCGUUGAAGGAACGGAUGAUUUAGAUGCUAUUCCUGUGGUGGGCUUGCCCGGACUUGGCAAAACCACACUGGCAUUAAAAAUCUAUAAAGAUUCUCAGAUUUCCUAUCAUUUCUACACCACUAUUUGGAUAAAGGUAGGCCUGCAAUACAAACUAACAGAGGUGUUUCUUAGCAUUCUGAAAGUGUUCGCAAAACUAACUAAAGAACAUCAAGAUAUGAAUGUGAAUGAUUUGGCCAAGAUAAUACGUGAGUUNGCGCAAGCCUUCCUGCAUUCGUUGGUAAGUUUUGGAAUUUACAAACUCUUAUACUUAAUACAAAGGCGUCCACGAUUGAGAUAA